AUGCUCCGGUGGCGGGGCCGGGCGCGGGGCGUCGCGGUGGCGGUGGCGCACGGGCUGUGCUCGGGCUCGCUGAACAUCCUGCUGAAGUUCCUGCUGGCCCGCUACCACUUCGCCUUCCUGACGCUGCUGCAGUGCCUCAGCAGCGCGGCGGCGGCGCUGGGGCUGGAGGCGCUGCGGCGGAGGGGGCUGGCGGCGCUGCCGCCCUUCGGGCCCCGCCUGGCGCGCCCCUUCGCCGCCGUGGCCGCCCUGGCCACCCUGCAGUCCACCCUCACCCUCUGGUCGCUGCGCGGCCUCAGCCUCCCCAUGUAUGUCGUCUUCAAGCGCUGCCUGCCCCUCGUCACCCUGGUCACCGGCGCUCUGGUGCUCCGCGACGGCAUGCCUUCGCCCGGCGUCCUCGUCGCCGUGCUCAUCACCACCUGCGGCGCCGCGCUGGCCGGAGCUGGUGACCUGACUGGGGAUGCUAUGGGCUAUGUGACAGGCGUGCUGGCCGUGCUGAUACACGCUGCCUACCUGGUGCUCAUUCAGAAAACCAGUGUAGACAGUGAAUAUGGACCCCUGACCGCUCAGUAUGCCAUCGCUGUUUCGGCCACCCCUUUCCUCAUCAUCUGCUCCUUUGCCAGCAUGGAUUCCAUCAACGUCUGGUCCUUCCCGGGGUGGAAGGACCCUGCCAUGGUAUGCAUCUUUAUUGCUUGUGUCCUGAUUAGCUGUGCCAUGAACUUUACCACCCUUCACUGCACUUACAUUAACUCGGCUGUGACCACCAGCUUUGUAGGGGUGGUGAAGAGCAUAGCCACCAUCACGGUAGGCAUGGUGGCAUUCAAUGAUGUGGAGCCCACAAAGUUAUUUAUAGCUGGGGUUGUGGUCAACACCUUGGGGUCUGUCAUUUACUGCGUGGCCAAGUACGUUGAGACCAGGCAGCAGAGCAACUAUGAGGACCUGGAGAAAGAAGCUAGAGAAGAGGAGGGGAAAAGGCAGGCUGGAGACCAAGCUCUGUUCGCCAUGGAGACAAUUUCCCAGGGGAAGGGGGCUGAGGAAGCAGCAGUGGAAGGAUCAUCCACAGGGCAGAGACAGAGUGGAGAGGAAGAGAAGGAUGUCACUGAGAAAUCAGCCAAGGAACUUGUGGUUCAGGGAAAAUCCACCAUCACACAAGAAACGAACAGAAGCUCGCUGAAAGAAGCCUAUCUUGGAGUAUGGAGGUUGGUGAGGGGUGCUAAUUAUAUAAAGAAGGAUUAUUUGAUAGAAAAUGAAGAGCUACCAAACCCUUAAAAAGCAGGUUUGAAAACCUAUUGUUUGAGGACAGACACCUGGUUUUCUGUACAGGGGGAAGGCAGAGCAUACAUUUCCACAUCAAUGCUUACAAAUCCAAAUCAUUCAGGAUGACUUUACCUCAUUGUCAAAAAGCAAAAGAUCAUAGUUUGCUCAUGCUUUGGGCUUGCUUUCAGCUGCUUUCAGUAUGUCACUUUAGACCCACCUCAGCUGAGGUGCUGACACUCUGCUGCAGACACAGAGAGAGCUGGGUAAGGGGGAGCUGCCGGGUGCUUGCCCAGCAGCUGGGAAUAUGAGGGAUAUUAGUGCCAUUGGGAUACCUGGCAGUACCAGUGACACAGCAGUGGCCUAUACCUUGGAUUGUGUCUGGAGCCUAGUGAUUUUAGCACAUUUGGAGGCUCUGUCAGUGUGCUUCUGUAUCUGUAUCCAUCCAGUUAUAGGUACUCUACAUAACCAAUUCCUACAAUAUAAACUCGUAUUAACUGUACUUUUUUGUGCUCCUCUGUGUCAAUACAAUUGCAACAGAGCUAGAGAUUGUGCCACUUCAGUUAUAUUGGUGUAAAAUUGCUCUCUUAUCUGAUGAAGUGAAGCCCUCCAGGCCAAGACUUGGACCUGGUUUACCUUGGGUUCUUUGUGUCUUCAGUAGAAAUCUUUUAGUCUUGUGGUGGUGUACAUGAAAGCAGAACCAGAUCUGAGCUUCUGAGAAGCUUUGACUGGCAAAAGAAGGAUGUUUUUCUAUGAGCUUUAACUAUAUGUAGCAUUUGGAAUAUUAGCUUGACUCAAAUAAAAGAGUUUGGAAAUGUUGGUAUGUAUUGAUUGGUUGUGGGAGGGCUAUAAAAAUUUAGGGAGAAAGUGUGUGCCUUGUGUUAUCCCUCCUUGUACCCUAAAGUCGGAUGAAUCAGAGCCUGGACUGGAACCCAGGUGUCCUCUCCAUUCAUUCUGUCACAAGCAGAGGCUGAGAGCAGAGCUGGGGACACCCACUCUGAAGCUCCCAGGUGUGCUUUUGCAGGACAGUUGUGCUACAUCCUGGCCACGUGCUGGUAUGUGGCUUUGUGCAUAUCUGCCCUCGCUGUCCCUGGCCGUGCUGUCCAGUGGAACAAAGUGAGGGCAGGCAGCAGGAGCUGCCCAGUGCUCCGGCAGAUCCCACAGCCGAGUGUUUGUGGAGCGGGAUGCUCAGUGUGCUCGGCACGGGGACACCCACACCCAUGGCUUAGGCAGAAGCAGCUCCCCAGUGCCCAGACUGUCCCUGUCCCCAUGGGCUGUGAGGGGCAGAGCUCCCUUUCCCCUUGGGAACUCAAGCGCUCGUGUGGGAAGUGGGAAGCAGGCACUCCAGUGAGGCCCCUGCUGAAUAUGCUAGUAUUUUGUGCCACAUCUCUUUAACUGAAAAGACUGUGGAAACAAAUGUUUGUGUGUUUCUUCACCUGAAGAUACUUGUUUGGUAGGUGGGAGUUCUUGCGUGGAACCUUUGCUCGGACUAGACAGAGAAAAGAUUUGACUGUGAGUACUUCUCACCCCAAAAGGGUGCUGCAGCCAUUGAGGGCACCUUGACAACAGACUGAAACAAGUUGUUACCAUUUUCUGAAAAAAUGAACCAAGUUUGUGGUUGUUGUUUUUAAUAUUGUUAUUGUUGUUAUUAAUAAUUAUUUAUUAUUAUCUAUUAAGCCACUGAACUGAAAAUCAGUUAUUCCCACAGCCCUAAUUAACCAGUGCCUGGCCCAGUGCUCUCUCCAGCUGAGCAGGCAGCAUUAGCCUCACAGCGUGUUCAGACUGAAGUGAGCAAUUUGCCCAGCAGGGAAUAUUUGCAAAACUGCUCUCUGGGGGAGCUUUAGGUUCUUGUCAAUAAAUGCAGGCAGAAACAUCAGGUGCUGUGGCGGUGUGUUUUUGGAAUGAUUGCAGAAGUUGGCUGACCUGGCAUCACCCAUGAAUUUUGAAAGAGAUGGCUAAAAGGACAUUUAUGCUAAAAACCUAGAGCUGCUGUGCGGGGGGACAGGGAGCUCUGUACAUCACAUGUUAUGUAUAGCUUGUGUUUAAGAGGUACUGGCUGUUUGCCAAAAUACGUUUACCUUCUGUUCGAGCUCCGUAUGGGAUCUUCUCAAUAAAGGUACUAUUUAUUGUUUCUAGGCUAAUAUAAUAGGGCUUUUGUUAGUUUUUCAAAUGCAUCCUAGACUAAAGAAGUUUGUGCCUAUUACUUAUAGUCUCUCUAUUACUCAACUCAUUGCGAUAUUGAACUGCAUUGUAAUCAUACAGAUGGCUGGAGAGAAGCCCACAAUUCUGAUCUGUCCUCACUGUGCUCGGUGUUUUCUGAACACAAAACAUGUGGACCUUCUUACCACCUGGAUGCCAGUCUUAGAUCCCGUAGUGCACACACCGUGUUUGACACAUGCUCUAGGAAGCUCUCCCUCUGGACUCUUGUUUCAGGACUUUUUCCUUUGGGGAGGUUAAAUGUUUUGCCACUUACUGUUGUUAAAUUAUUAGUAGAAAUCUGUGGAAAUUCAAACAGUUUUGACUGUUAAAAAAGCUGCUGUUACAAUGUUGUACAUUUGCAUGUAUAGUCGAAAUGUGAUUAUAUUGUAUUCUGUUUUUACCUGUAAAUUCCCUAAAUUAAACUGGGAAUUUGGCAAAUGCAAUCCAUUUUUUCAGUAACAGACACUGUCGCACAAUAAAAAGAAAAUACUGCCUCGUGCUGAGGUAUUUUAAUAGCAUCAGCGGAAGACGGUAGAAUGAGAUGUGGGAAUAAAAUGCAGUGCUUUCCAAAAGCUUUCUGCUUUUCUUAUUGUUGCUACUCCAGGGUGCUCAUUUUUGCUUCAUUUAUAGUUAUUCUUAUGCCUUUAUAUCAUCCAAGUUUCCUCAACAUGUGACCAGACACUAUAAGUAGUGUCAUGGACAGAGGGACAGACAAAGGAACACAGGAUUCGGAAGUGCUGGGACCUUGGUACAGCUCAAAAUU
Serinus canaria (Common canary) is the source of this 4213-nucleotide messenger RNA. It is a transcript of the gene SLC35D3, whose product is annotated as solute carrier family 35 member D3. The coding region runs from base 1 to 1266 and encodes 421 amino acids. The transcript is spliced from 2 exons. Gene Ontology annotation, molecular function: antiporter activity. Gene Ontology annotation, cellular component: Golgi apparatus. NCBI's taxonomy places the organism in Eukaryota, Metazoa, Chordata, Aves, Passeriformes, Fringillidae. The record is from RefSeq and is a predicted model, not a curated record.